AAAAAGUAAAUACGCUACGUAAUAAAAAUUAAUCAUAAUGACGUUGAAGUCAAAAUGACAGCAUUAAUGAUAAGAAAAAUUAACUCUGAUGUGGCCCUAAGAAAAUGUCUUAGCAAAGUGUAGAUUGUAAAUAGAAGUGUGAAAAAAUUUGUAAAUAAAAAUAGAAAAAUAAAAAAAUGGCAUAUCAAUUAUUAUGGCAAGAGUAUAUGCAAAUACCCGUGGUAACAAGGGCAUAUACCACGGCCUGUGUUGUUACAACACUAGCAGUGCAAUUGGAUUUGAUAUCACCAUUUCAAUUAUAUUUUAAUCCUAUACUAAUAUUACAACAAGCGCAAAUUUGGCGAUUAAUAACAACAUUUCUAUUUUUUGGAACUGUAGGAUUUAAUUUCUUUUUUAAUAUGAUAUUCACUUAUCGAUAUUGUCGUAUGCUAGAAGAGGGUUCAUUUAGAGGACGUAGCGCUGAUUUUGUAACAAUGUUCCUAUUUGGAGCUACAUGCAUGAUUUUUUUUGCCUUUUUUAUUAACUUAUUAUUUUUAGGACAAGCUUUAACUAUUAUGUUGGUUUAUGUAUGGUCUAGAAGGAAUCCUUUAGUCCGAAUGAAUUUUUUCGGUUUAUUAAAUUUUCAAGCUCCAUAUUUACCAUGGGUUCUAUUAGGAUUUUCGGUAUUAUUGGGUAACGCAUUGUACGUAGAUUUAAUGGGAAUGGCAGUAGGUCACAUGUAUUACUUUAUGGAAGAUGUAUUCCCACAUCAACGAGGGGGAUUUAGAUUACUUAAAACACCAACUAUAUUGAAAAGAUUAUUCGAUCCAAUGGAUCAAGAUCCAGCAUAUACACCAUUACCUGAAGAACGUCCCGGCGGUUUCAAUUGGGGGAAUGAUAAUGUUGCACCAGGUGCAGCCGAUCAACAGUUACCUAAUUAACAAAUUU
Messenger RNA from Chrysoperla carnea, 927 nucleotides. RefSeq names its product derlin-2 (gene Der-2). Gene Ontology annotation, cellular component: Hrd1p ubiquitin ligase ERAD-L complex; endoplasmic reticulum membrane. The record is from RefSeq and is a predicted model, not a curated record. The coding region runs from base 177 to 920 and encodes 247 amino acids. Gene Ontology annotation, biological process: endoplasmic reticulum unfolded protein response. The transcript has 5 exons. Gene Ontology annotation, molecular function: ubiquitin-specific protease binding; misfolded protein binding. Lineage: Eukaryota; Metazoa; Arthropoda; Insecta; Neuroptera; Chrysopidae.